CUUCUUUCUCCUUUGCUGCUAUGUCUGUUGGCAAAGAUUAUGGGUUAUCCAUACGAUACAUUGAAGACAGAGCAGGAAUACCAUGGUUUGUUUGUGCUGGCAGGAUACGAGGCAAAGAAUAUUGAGCCAAGGGACAUUUCAGAACUUGUUUUUGCAUCGUUAAGUCAAUUUUUGGAGCACAGGAAGAAGACGUUGGAGAAUUUUGGUAGGGGACUAGGGAAGUUGAACGCCGCAAGAUGAUUGUUUGGGUGGUGGUCGCGGAGAGGGAUAGUUAGAGGAUUCAUUGUUGUUGGGGGGAAGUAAUUCCAGUCGUG
This is a messenger RNA of Hyaloscypha bicolor E, 314 nucleotides long. RefSeq lists its product as uncharacterized. The transcript has a single exon. Lineage: Eukaryota; Fungi; Ascomycota; Leotiomycetes; Helotiales; Hyaloscyphaceae. The record is from RefSeq and is a predicted model, not a curated record. The coding region runs from base 40 to 240 and encodes 66 amino acids.